Molecule: messenger RNA, 741 nt
Organism: Megalops cyprinoides (Indo-Pacific tarpon)
Lineage: Eukaryota; Metazoa; Chordata; Actinopteri; Elopiformes; Megalopidae
Gene: dut
Product: deoxyuridine triphosphatase
Exons: 7
Coding region: 187-732 (181 amino acids)
Biological process (GO): dUMP biosynthetic process; dUTP catabolic process
Molecular function (GO): magnesium ion binding; dUTP diphosphatase activity
Source: RefSeq, a predicted model, not a curated record
AUCAAGACGCGAAUCUGCGCAACAUUCCCGCAGUGCUGAUUGUACAAGGAAGUGUUUUUAAAAAGCGUAUUCUGUGUAGAGGUAUUGACUUUCACAGAAAUUACAUCGGUAAAUGGUGGGGCACAGAAAAACUGGACAAGGCAUCCAGACGAAUGAAGAUGAAGAUCAGCUAAAGCCCUGCACAAUAUGGACGGCAUGAAACCUAACAGCUCCAAUAACACAGUAAACAUGCCCUGCUCAGAGGUAACGCAAACCACCGGUGCGUCCCCUGCAAAGAGGAAACUGGAUACGGUUGCAGAAAGCAAAACCGUUCUAAAAUUUGCAAAGCUUUCUGAAAACGCUACUGUUCCGACAAAGGGAUCCUCAAAAGCUGCGGGUUAUGACCUAUACAGUGCUUAUGACUACUCGAUUGCGCCGAUGGAUAAGAUGAUAGUGAAAACAGACAUUCAGAUCGCCGUUCCCGCCGGGUGCUAUGGAAGAGUAGCUCCAAGGUCCGGAUUAGCUGCUAAGAACUUCAUUGAUGUUGGAGCUGGAGUUGUAGAUGAAGACUACAGAGGCAAUGUGGGAGUUGUGCUCUUCAACUUCAGUAAAGAGACAUUUGAAGUCAAAAAGGGGGACCGCAUCGCUCAGCUGAUCUGUGAGAAAAUCUGCUACCCAGAACUGGAGCAGCACGAGACUCUGGAUGAGACUGAACGCGGUGCUGGUGGUUUUGGGUCCACUGGAAAAAACUGACACCCCUGC